Bombus terrestris (buff-tailed bumblebee) is the source of this 4085-nucleotide messenger RNA. RefSeq names its product transmembrane protein 164. Bases 449 to 1345 code for a protein of 298 amino acids. The transcript has 6 exons. The record is from RefSeq and is a predicted model, not a curated record. Lineage: Eukaryota; Metazoa; Arthropoda; Insecta; Hymenoptera; Apidae.
UUAAAAAUUACUCGAAAAUGGUAACAGGGGCUUCAACACUUCCGAUAGUGUUCUUUAAUAGCAAAUACGCGGUGUAAAGUAUAAUGCUUGUUUAUAUUUAAUGAAUCUUAUUACAUGUACAUAUCAGUUCCAAGUCUUUUGCACUAUUUCCCAGUUUAGUAAGACGUAGGAUCAGUGAAGUUACGUACGUUCAGUUCUAUGAUUUUUCUAUUUAAAGACCCUUCUUCGUUUUGAUGAAUCGAUAAUUACAUUUUCCGAUAUGACACUCAAACGUGGGAUUUUAUUACGUGAAUGAUUCUGCUUGUCUAACAAUUCAGUUAGAAACAUUAAAAUGCAAAUCAUAGUUCCUAGUGAAGCAUUCUGACUGGCAAAUUAGACAAAUUUUGAGUGUCAUAGUCUGAAAUUCGUCAUUGCGGAUAGUGCAGAUUUACAAAAAGAAUCCAUAGCAAUGUUCGAAUGGGCAUACGACGGUGUUAAUGCUUCAAUACCACGCAAUGUGGGACCAGAAUGUGCAUAUUACCUAAGUCCAAAGCGAAGAAUCAUUGAAACAUUGGUCAUAUCAAUAUUCAUAAUAACCUUCCUUGUUUGGGGCUAUAGACGAAUUAAGUUGCCAACCAAAGUAUCAUAUGUAAAUCAUGAUUGUGUUGGUAGAAGAGUAUUAUUAAUUAUUAUGUCAUUAGUACUAGGAAUGGAAAUUGGUUUUAAGUUUACCAGCAGGACAGUUGUAUAUAUAUUAAAUCCUUGCCAUAUAACCACAGCUGUACAGUUGUAUUUACUGGCAGCAGAUCCUAGUCCUACAGUCACAGCUAUCUUCAGGAUACAUUUGAACUUUUUGAAUGGACCACUUUUAGCAUAUUUAUUCCCAGAGACAGAAUCUCGCAGAAUAUUUGCUGAUAAAGCAAUGUACUAUAUUCAGCAUGGUUUAAUGGUAGUGAUACCAUAUUACUUACUGAGGAUCGGAGGUGUGUAUAAUGUGGAACCUCUAUCAGACAUGAGCUGGUCCGUUUUCAGUUAUGGAAUAAAUUUAGCUUAUCAUUUCUGGGUUAUCCAAGCCAUUGCUUUGCCAAUACAAGUGAACCUUAGUCAUAUGUUAUGUGCAGCUAUUCUUGACCCUUUUGAAGGUCAAUAUUAUCGGGUAUGGACAUUUAUUCAUCAAGGAUUACUGUGCCCAUUGUUAUCCAAGUUAUUCAGCUUCACGUCGAAUUUCUUAUUAACGAAGUUUCCGCCAACUAGAGUAAAACCGACGCUCGAUUGCGUACUUGCAAAAAACAAUAAAGUGAAUGAUAAUGAGAAAUUAUAUGAAGAUGCAAAUACUUCAGGAAAUGGACAUACUCACGUAAAUUAGAUCAAUAUUUCGUAAUUCAUAAUUUCUGCUGCAAUUCAGUGAGUACUUGAUUUAAGAAAAUGGAUAAGUUUAUAUGUUAAUAAUGAAAUGAACACGAGGUAUUUUGUGUUUGUCAUUUAUGAAUUCGUAAUUGUACAGUCACUACCUGUAAAGAUCGAUGAUCCUUUUCCCAAAUAAACAAAUUUGUAGUUAUUUUUUCGCACUGUAUGUGUGAUUAUGGUGAAUAGGAACAGUGCAGGGCAAGUUAUAGUAGUAAUUAGGAAUUUAUAAAUCUCAAAUAUGAGUCCGUAACGAACUUUAAAUAGGUGCUACCAUUGCCGUGUAGCACAUUUUUUCCAUUUAGCGGAAGGAGAGUCCGCGAAUUAUCUUACGACAGAUUAGGAGAAUCUGAUGAUCUUGCAUUUUUGAUGCAUCUGUGAUUAGGAAUGUUAUUUGUAAAACAUUUCCUAUUUAAAAAUGCAGCAUUUGUGUUUAACAAUGUAGCGAUUAAUGUUUAACAAUGCAGCGAUUAAUGUUAUUUCAUACGCUAUAUUUUUUUUAUGUGAUGAUUUUUCAGUUUCAGUUUGAAGUAAUCCGUAACUAAAUAUUUCUAGAUAUAUUAUCUCUAUAGAUUAUUGUUAUAUAGAGCUUGUCAUGCAUGCUAUUUUUUUUGGAGUAGUUAAAGACUCACUUUCUUCUUUAUUGAGCUUAAAUAUAACAUUAUCUUAAUGCUUAAAAUAAUGUACAGUACCUGUUGUAAUUAGAAAAGGAGUAUACCAAUGAAUUGUGUGAUUUAUUUAUUUUAAGUUUUAAACAUAAUCUUAAUGUAUGUAUUUAUAUAUUUCAGUAUCUUAUUAUUUUUAUAGAAUGAUUUUCAUUCCUUAUUAAAUUCAUCCCUAUUCCAAUUAAGAUAAAGGAGAUUUAUUGUGAUAUACAUAUGUAAUGAUUAAUUACAUCAUGUGAUACAAAAUGAAAUAUGAAUAUACUAAUAAUUAAUAAAAGCACUGCUUAUCCAUUUUAAACACAUGUGAUAAAUUGUGUUAAUAGAGUGCAUGUAAUAAAAUAUUUAGAUUUAGUUACCCAACUCAUUCCAUAUUAUCAAUCCAUAAAAAUAGUGUUGCAAUGAUUUUAUGUAUACCAACUGCCAAAAGUUUUAUUUAUUACAAUACAUUUUCUCAUGCAACAAUUCAUUCAAAAGUUUUAAAACAUAUAGCAAAUAUCUGUAUGAAAAUUUAUAUGGAACAAUAUAAAAUUCAAAUAAGCAUCAAUAAAUUGUUUUAUAAUUCCUGUAUGUACAUAUAUAAGUAGCAAUUUUAUUAUUAUAAUAUUCGCUAUUUAAAUAACAUUAUCAUAUUUUUGUCGAAUUAUCAAAUCUUCAACUAUUAGUUAUAAAACAAAUAUUUGCUCAUAAUAAUGAAAUAAUGAAUUCAUAGAAUAAAUUUUAGAAAGUAUUUAUAACUCUUAUGGCCUAAUAACGAAGAACACUUCUUUCCGGUCCCAAAUUUGGUUUGUUAAAAUUUUUAAAUUAAAAAAUAUAUCCAUUUCGAAUUUUGUGAGUGCGUUGCUAUAUUACUAUUUUAAAAUGAAAGAAAAUGUUAUUGUAAAAAUGAGAUAUUUUGACGUUUUCGAUUACAAUUUUUAAUCGUGCGCACUUUUUAUCAACUAAUUCUUUUGUGUGGAAAAUAAACGUAAUCACGGAAAAACAUUGUGUACAAGCGAAAAAUUGCAAAUAAAGAUUCCAAUCUAUUCAUAAUGCCAUUGAUAGAGUUCCACACGAAAGGAUAUACACGAAAUCUUAAUAUUAUUUACAUUUUAUCCAAAACCGAAUAUUUAUAUCUAAUUUGCAAUUACAAAGGUUUGUGAAAAUUUUAAUUUUUUAUUUUCGAUAGACUAUCACAACAACAAAAAAAAAGAACUUUUAUAACAGUGAUUGUUUCGUAAUAUGAAUUAAAAUUUCGUAAUAUUAACAGUCAUUGGAAUGAUGCUGUGCAACAAGAAAUAUUUAACUUAUAUUUACUCUACAAGUCCAAUGACGAAUCACAAAUGUGCUAUGAAUGUAUAUCAGUUAAGAUAAAUGCUUUGAGUCACAGUGUUUCCUAAUAGGUUUAGUAAAAAGAAAUUAUAAUAUGUAUUAUGUACAGGAGGCAUUAUGUAUGUACAGUUAUAUCUCUUCAAAUUUACACCUCUGUCAUUUCUCUUACAUUCGAAUAAGCACUCGUGAUGAGAAUAGCAUAUAUGUAAGAUUCAAUGUUUUAAUACACCAAAGAAAGUUGAAUUCAAUUAAAUAUUUUCUUUCGUGGUAACAUUCAUGGUAACAUGGUAACAUUGAAUCUUUAAUAUAUGUAUAACUAAGUUAAUACUUAUUUAUAAGUUGCACAGUAAAAGAAAUGAAAUGUACAACAAAUUGGCGCUAUAUUUUUGUAAGCCAUGGAAAGCGUCAUUUUCAUAACAGUAAUAAACUUGUUGCAAAGGUACUAAACCUGGAGAUUCCCCAGAGAACAAGGGAUAAAAGAAACAUUACAUUUGAUCCUGAAUUAUAAUAUUAAAAUCAUGUUAAAUUGUAUGGGAUAUGAAGUGAAAGAGGUUUGUACGAAGUAUCUAUUGUAUAACUGGAUUAUAUAAAAGAGAAAUCAUGACAUGAAACACCCCUUGUUCUAUCUCUCUUUUAGAAGAGAAGCGUAAAGAUUUCUCAGCCAUUAUGAUUCGUGGUAUACAACAAUACAAACAUUAAAGCAUUAAAAUAAAAUAAUUUAUUUACAGA